CAUGCACAUCGUUUCAUAAACAAAUCAAUCCUCAUUAAUAACUCCCUUAAUGGCUCUCUUGGCUACUGUCACUGGAUUCGCUACAUUCGGCGUCGCCGCUCGUGCUUUCGCUUUAACUGUUCAACGCCGCCCCAUCGUAAGCGGAUUUGUUGGAUAUGGCAUUUCAGCGACUGCCUUCGGAGGCCUUGGAUAUCUUGUUUACGGCAUUGAGCAGAGACAGAAUAAAUUAUUGAAGGAACGUAAGGAGGCAUUGACGGCCAACCGUGAGAGAAGACUUGUUGCUCAAGAUGCAUGAUAAGUCAUAUUCACUGAGAUAUCAACAGAUAUGAACAAUUAAAUGUUUCAAAGAGCAAGAAUAAAAAUAAAAAUAAAAUAGUAAAAUAAUG
Messenger RNA from Lobosporangium transversale, 386 nucleotides. RefSeq lists its product as hypothetical. NCBI's taxonomy places the organism in Eukaryota, Fungi, Mortierellomycota, Mortierellomycetes, Mortierellales, Mortierellaceae. The record is from RefSeq and is a predicted model, not a curated record. The transcript is spliced from 2 exons. Bases 50 to 295 code for a protein of 81 amino acids.